UAUAACAGCGCACGUGUGUGUUGUGGGCUCCGUCGUCCGAGAUCUAUACCCGCGUUGAGAGGUUCGGUCCGCCGAGAGGACCUGCCGUCCUAUACGAUUACGAGCAAGAAGAUCCUAGAUAGAAAAAAAAAAAAAAAAUUCAAAAGACCGGUGGGCGAAUAUCGAGUCAUGCCGCCCCCAGGGGAGAUUCGUCCCCCGUGGAACUAUGCCAGUGUGUUCGAAAGGGUAAAUUAGAUAUUUUAAGGCUGAUAUUGAAUAGAUGAACUGUUUAAAAAGGGCAACAGAAGGUCUGUCGAGAUUAUGAGAUUUUUAAACUUGAAUCUUAUGAAGUGAAGCGAGCUUGAAGAUACUUGAGGUUGCGGAGUAUAAUGUGUUUAUAAUCACGACUCGUUUUUUUAUAACGAAUAAGCUCUCUGGGAAAUUAAAGCUAAGCAAGUUUAUUUUUAUCAUGUGUUGGUUUUCUAAAUGACGUUUGACCAAAAACCGUGUCCAUUGCAAAAUGUACAAGUAAACACUUAUCAAAUGAAGGAAAACUGUGCGUUCAGUGACAACCCCCUUUUAGAACAAUAUUCCCGAGGAAUGAAAUUUCCAAUAUUUAACUAUCCAUCCCUCCACCAUUGAUAUUAUUAUUAUAAGAAAAAACAAACGAGACAAAUUCCCAUCGAACUGAAAUCCCAGUGACAUAUGGAAGAAGAAGAAGAAGAGGCACCAGAAUCACCCGCAAGCAACCCCCCUGACCUUCGGAUGACCAAAACAAGCACAAACAACUUCUUUUAUUCAUCUUUCCUCCCGAAAGUACCAUCGAAUGCUUUCCGCGCCGCCGCCGGUCGACGUCCAGACCACCGUCAGGAAGGACCCUAGAAAUAGUCUGUUACAUUUCUAGAUAUAGAUUUUUAAUGUGAGGCAUUCGCCAGAUAUCGAAUGUACCGCAGUGACUAGACUUACUAGACAUACUUUCUGUCGUUGAACGAGCUACAUUGUCCAGUGAUAAACACGCGACUAGUGGAGUGAGUUGUUCAGGUCAACGUCAGGAAAGACUUUGAAAUAUUCUGUUACAUUUCUAAACAUAGUUUUUGUUUUUAUGCGAGGCAUUUGCGAGAUAUCAAAUGUACUACAAGUGACUGGACGUACCUUCUUUCUGUUGUGUAGCGAGCUCGAUUGUCCGGCGAUAAACACGAAACUAGUGAAGUGGGUUGUUAAAAGUUGGGUAAUUCAAUACCCGAGCGGUGAAGUCAAAUCAUCUUCAAGAAGCCAAAGACUGGAAGAGUGGCAUAUUGCGGACGUCCUUUGAAUUCAGCCCACUCCCUUCCCACCCCCAUGGUGGGUGUGUAUUGCUCUUGCUUUAUUUUAAUUUUGUGAGUGAAUUGUUAUUGCUUUUAUUAUUGUUGUGGAUUAUUCGCCUUGAAUAACUUUGGCUGCGCGAGUGUAUUACAAACGUUGUCUAAGAAUUGACUGAAACGACAGGAUAAGUAACAAACGUCAUGGGACUUUUGACGUUUGUCAGCUGAUUCGCGUAAUGGGACAACGGGAAACAGAUGCAGAUGGAAGAGGACGCAUCGAAAGUUGAUGCGAUGAGUCUCUGCAACGACCCGAAAUAUUGCAAGAUGCAAUUGCACCCGCAGGAAAUGAGACGCUGUGCUUAAACUGGGCUGGGCUUCGAUGCUGUGGAGAACUAAAUUACUUUGAAAGGGUUCUUCUGUGACUUCGAGGUGAAAUUUGUAUGUUUCAAUAAUCAUUAGUAAUUGAAAUAUGAUGUAUUUAAAAUGAUCAGUGAAAUUAUUUUGUGACUCGAUGUUAUAAGAGUAGAUGAAAAGCAUUAUGAGACUAUUUGGAAUACUAUUUGGAUAGUAUUCCAAGUCUCGAGAUAUUAAAAGCAAUGACAUUACAGUAUAGUGACUCAUAGACGGCUAUUUAAUGUCACUUGUUUUGCAACAUGAACUAAGAGACCACUUGAACCAUAAAACCCUUCGUGAAUAUCGAAAUGAAUGACUAUUGGCAUGAUACGAUUGGUUUGGAAAUUCAGCAGACAUUCAUUUGAGACUUGAAAGAUAAUCAGUUUUGCAAGAAACUUCUAUUAAUGAAAUCCUUGGAAAAUGAGAGAUCGAACCUUUGACAGUUGUACCUACGAUGUUGAGGGUGGAGGAGGGGGAGGAGGAGGAGAUGGGGGAGGACGAGGAGGAGGAGGCAGCGGAGUGGAAGCCACAGGUUUUUCAGGUGGCGGAGGAGGAGGGGGGGCGGGAGGAGGAGGAGGAGGCAACAACAGCAGCAGCACCAGCGUCGAACUCCAGCAGCCUUCGGAAGAAGAAGAGCAGCUCAGUGUUCUCCCAGACUCGAGAGAGUUUGGGUGUGUGCCGUUGUGCUCGGCCACCUGCGCCCGUCCCAGGAAUUGUUGCUCUUCUCUCGAGAGCCAAAAGAGGACAGGGUGUUUGCAUAACGGUUUCCUCAGUCGAGGAUGCGAUGGUGAGGAAGACCGUGGGGAUAGUGACGAAGUGCCUACCCUCAGAGAUAGUGAUCAAGCAGUGCAACGUGUGAUAAAAGUAAGCGAUGGGGAAAUUCAGUUGCAAGUGAUUGGGAGUGAAUUGUCGUGUGUCAGAGAAGAAAAGCCGCAAAAGAGGAAAAAGAAAUUCAUUAUUAUACUUAAGGGUCUUCUUAAUAAGUCUAACAAAAGUGACAGAAAGAAACAGCAGAGUGAAAAUUCCGCCGACAAUCGCGAAAAUUGCAGCAACAGAAGCGCGGAAUCGAAAGCCGAGGGCGACAGGAAAUCUAACUGCCUUGAGAAAAAUAAGAGUGAAUCAAACCUGACCAAAAUCAAAGAGUGUUGUUUAUCCAAGGAUAACGCAAACAGCUACAAGUCGGAAAACAACAUAUCGUUAGGGAAGUGCAAAGGCUGCGACAGCAACCGUAAGUGCCUCGCCUCGUCCAACAAUAGCAUUUCGAGCAAUAACUACUACAGGAGCCAAAUCAACGCCGCCUGCAACAGGAGGAAAUUUACCGGUACGACAGUCGGUACUCAGGAACGAUUAACGUUACUCUAUUACGCCGCUCUAACGGGCAGCGCCUACAAAGAAAACGGAGAAAAGGGACCCAUAUGUCAAGAUUUGGUGGGAGGAGUCAGCAGGACCGAAAAAGAAACAGAAGAAGAAGAACGAGUCCCACAGCCCGCCGAGUCUCGGCCCCCACGUGACGUCAUUCCUGAGGACAGUUUGAAAGAGGACGGUGAGGACGCCGCCGCCGACGUUCAUUCUGUCUCUCAAGAAGAUUCGUCUUCUAGCUGUUUGUCUACUGGAUCAAGUGAAGAGUCUGUAGGGGGUCAGGAAGAAGAGUGGCUUGAGAAGGAUUUUGUAGAACCUGAGACUGCCCUGUGUUCAGAGUCACUCGAACUCCUCGAGGAUUCUGACAGAAGUGUGUCAUGUUUACCUGAGUCAGAGAAUCAGAUCCGGUGUGAUCCGACAAACAGUGAUUACGACAGUGACUUAGACCCAGAGGACAGUUGUGUUAAAGAAUGUGACUCAUUGCCAGACAGUGUUCAAGAAAGAACAAGAGGCUCUUCAUUUAGUGCUGGUGACAGUGGCAGUAGCAGUAACGGGAAUGAUAUUUGUGAAAAUGUCUGUGUAGGUGAAAAUAUUAAUGCAAACGGCAUAUUAGUCUGUGAUACUAAAGACAGAAGUGUUUCUGAGCCCAUUCUCAAUAGUUGUAAUGAAACAUUUAGCCCUAGUUUUAAUGUUACAAGAUUAGAAAGCAAAAGUGUCUGCUUAGAGAACAGAUGCAGCCUAGGUGGGCGUGAAAUUAGUGCGGAUGAAAUAGAUCCUUGGGCGAAAGGUGUGAGCUGUGAUUUCUCUUCAGAAUCUGAUGAGAGUGACAGCAGCAGUGACAGUAGUGUUGAUAUUCCUCCAGUUGAUGAUUAUAUAUAUGACCUACAGUUUGACCCAUAUUUUUACCAAGGAAGCCUAUCCCUCGAGGAUGUGCCGGAUGACCAGCCUAUAGAUUACCCAUGCCCUUAUGAUUCAGAGGGACGACUGAUCAGAAAUCAAGUUCCAGAGUACAAUACACAUUUUUCUUACAUUGAUAAUCACAGUUACAAUCCAAUUUCUAAUUUGGGAGAUAUCUAUAGGACACAAAGUCAGCCAGAGGAUAUAAGUCGCAGGAUAUACGAAAAUACCCCCUUAGAUGGAAAUGCCCCUCUUCAUGUGUUCUUAAGCCAACCCAUCCCAAACCAGGUCCCUUACAGCUUUCCUGCACGAAACUGCCAGCUUAAACCUCGGAAGAGAGGUGAAUUCAGUUCUCUCUGCAGUUUUGGUGGUUCACAACUUUACACUAUAACAGAAGAGGCUGAAUGGGACCCUCUAGAAGAAGAUAUAUACUCCAGGAGGCAGUAUUCAGAUGGUGAAUUUUACACGAGAAGAAAUUACUCAGAAUCUGAUAUUUACCUGGGUUAUGACGAUGGCUAUUGUGGUGAACCAUAUUAUAUGAAUCCAGACUUAUAUUAUGGUGACACAGAUACUGAAAGUGAUAGCGACAAAACUAUUCACAGUGAGUCAAGUCACUGUGAUUCUACAGAAACACUUGACAGAGAUGAGUACUCUGAAGAUCUAGAUAACCAAACUCUGCAUGAAUGUAUUGAAGCUGAAACACAUAACAGCCUAAACAACUCUGAUGACGAACGCUCCACUAAAAGUAGUCCAAUUGAUGCAACUUGUGUAGAACAGCUGAGUGACUGUAAUAGUAUAAGCUCUUGCCAAGAAGAGGCAAUAGAGUCUGCUUCAGAGGCUGAUACGAAUGUCAUAGAGAUAUGCCAUGAGGACUAUGCAAUAAGUGAAAAAGAAGAAGGGUUGUCAUACCAUGAGGGAGAUGCUGAGGGUGCCUGUCAUAGCGAAUAUCCUGAUGAGUUCUUCCUUUUUUGCUCUGAAGCCGAGAUCACUGAUAUGGAAGUAAUGGAUACAGUGGAGGUUCUUCCAUACAAUGGGAGUAAAGAUUUUAACUAUUUCAAGGUGGAAGAUAAGAGGUCCAAUAACAGCAGCCCCAUUGAUCAAGAUUUCUUAAUGGACAAUUAUAAUUACAGUUCAAAGAACAGCAUUGGUAAAAACCGCUAUUGGGACCACUGCAAGGACAGCCUUGAGAAGAUGUCGUCGACUCCAAUAUAUCAAAAUAUACCAAUAAAUAGCAGGUUAUCUAAAUCUAAUCCAAAUUUGGCUGCAUUAUCUGAAGAUAGUGCGCCAGCAAAGCCAAUCUAUCAGAAUGUUCCAGUGCCUUCUAAACGAUAUCAUGUACCUUCAAGAGGACAAUCAUUCACAACUGAUUUAAUAGGUUCUAAUAGUGAUGAUGAUUUGGACUAUGUUAGUCAUAAUAAGGACCGGUAUAAUUCAUCAUUUACCUCGAAUGGAAGAAGCAGGGCUAAGCAGGUUUCUCGUAGGUCAGACACCCACGAACCAAAUUCGAAACCCUUAAGCAAAGAUGACAAUGAUGUACAAAUGACCCUACAUAAGUGGUCCAGCAGUAACUGGAGAGAUGGUGACCUGUCAACCAUUGGCAGUACGAGCACACCGUCGGGCAUGAACCAAGGCUGGCAAGAUCUGAGCGUUGCAGGUACAACCCCAGCCGAAUUCAACGCCUAUGCCUCCAACACAAGCCUAGACCACGAUGCAUUCUCGAAGACCUCCAAGAUCUACAAGUGGAAUGGGUCGUCCUCCGUCUCCGACUUGACCUCCCUGAGUCGGGAAUUGUCCCCAACUUCCAUGGGCGUUGCCAAGACGUCAGCCUCCACCUCGGACUUAAGGACCAUAGGAGGUGGGGGAGGGGCUGGAGGAGGAGGCCACGACUCGUACAGUGACGACGAGAAUUUCCAGGAGCUUUUAAGUGAGACGAGCUACGCCGCCUGGUCAGCCAAGGUCCACAAUGACCUCGACGACCAGGACUUCGUUCUGCCGGUGAAUAUGAAGAACUCUUCCAACUUCUCCUUCGCGUCUCAUGGGAAGAGCGGCAACCGAGCCAUGAUGGAGUUCUACGUCAACAACCUGACAAGCGACAGCGACAGCGACAACGACUCUGCAGGCUCCAGCACCAGCGCCUCCGGCGGGAGCCACGACUUGGAGGAGGAGGUGGUGGAGCACCAGCAGCAGAUGCUGGACAGGACCUAUCAGGUCAUCGGUGGAGCUGACACAGUCCUCGACACCAUCGAGGAAGACGUCGAGGAGGACUCCGGAGCCGAGAGCUCCGGCCACUGGAUGUUCUCAGCGGACAACACCGACACCGAUUCGGUCAUCCACGUGCCCGCCAUUCUUGACCUCCGACCUUAUCCCGUAGAGGCGGUCAAAGAGAGCGAGAGCACAGACAGCGACGGCACCAUCGUCACAGAGGAAGACGUUACCGAAAGCGUUUGCCGUCCGGAGGUAGCGAGCAACAGCAGCAGCCGACAGGAAACGGGCGUGACAGAAGGCAAUAGUCACGUCGAGGAGGCCCCGGCCAGCCACCACCCCCACCCCCACCCCCACCCCGGGUCUUCCGCUUCUGACGAGGAGGAGGAGGAGGAGAACGAUGAUUCCGACUUGGGCAGUAGAGGCGUUGAACCGGUGACUGUCGGAGGUGGCCGCGUCGGAAGUCCGACUUAUCCUUCGUCGGACGCUGCUGCUAAAGACCACAGCGGGAUUCGAAGCCGAAGCGAAAGGGAUUCGAACGGCGGCGUCAACGCCGGUGAUUGCAAGGGGCGCGGCGGCGGCGGCCUCCCGGCGGGAUAA
Molecule: messenger RNA, 6731 nt
Organism: Macrobrachium nipponense
Lineage: Eukaryota; Metazoa; Arthropoda; Malacostraca; Decapoda; Palaemonidae
Exons: 5
Coding region: 2094-6731 (1545 amino acids)
Source: RefSeq, a predicted model, not a curated record